Molecule: messenger RNA, 618 nt
Organism: Paramecium tetraurelia
Lineage: Eukaryota; Ciliophora; Oligohymenophorea; Peniculida; Parameciidae
Exons: 3
Biological process (GO): cytoplasmic translation
Cellular component (GO): cytosolic large ribosomal subunit; ribosome
Molecular function (GO): structural constituent of ribosome
Source: RefSeq, a predicted model, not a curated record
GGAUAUAAUUUAAUGGGUAAAUAAUAUGCAAGAGAGCCUGCUGUUGCAAAAAAUUCAGCCAAAGCCAAAGCAAGUGAUUUGAGAACUCAUUUCAAGAAUACUUAUGAAGUGGCUAGAGCAAUCAAAGGAUAAACCCUUGCCUAAGCCCUUAAAUACAUGCAAGACGUUCUUUAACAUAAGAGAUGCGUUCCUUUCACCAGAUUUAAUGGUGGAGUCGGAAGAACAGGUUAAGCUAAAGAAUUCGGCAGAUCUCAAGGUAGAUGGCCAGAAAAGAGUGUUAGAAUUGUGUUGUCCCUUUUAUAAAACUUGGCAGCCAAUGCUCAAGUCAAAAAUUUGAGCAAUGAAAAAUUGAUCAUCAAUCAUGUCUAAGUCAAUAGAGCUUAAAAGGGAAGACGUAGAACCUACAGAGCUCACGGAAGAAUCAAUCCUUUCCUAUCAUCAAAUGCUCACAUUGAAAUUUGGGCUGCUUAAAAAGAUGAAAAUGUUAAAAAAGAAGCCAACAAUAAGGUUGUUGCUCGUUAAUCAAGAAAACAAGCUGCAAGAUCUAAAUUAGCUAUUGGAGCAUGAGCAUAUAUUAGUAUAAGUAUAUUAAAAUAAACAAAUCGAACAAUUAAUGAA